AUGUCGGAUGUGUCGAACUCGGUCUCAGCUUGGGAGACCCUGCCGGAAGGCGAACCUCCGCUGUGCUUCGAAGUUCGACGACGCCCAGAGUCAACUCCACGCCACUAUGAGGCGGUAAAUCGUUGUGGAGAUCCAGACAAUGUUCCAGCACCUCUAGGAACCUCUUUUCAUGACAAACGGAUGCCCAUCUUCCUGAUGGAAGAUGACAUGGCUCUUCCUGGACGGUCUUUUCUCGAUUGCAACAUGAAGACAGUUAAGGUGAGAUGGGUAGACGUCGCCGUUGAUGUGAGCAGGCAACCUCCAUUGGCAGUUUGUGGUUUUCGCAGCAUUUUGAGGUUGAACCUUGGAGACGCAACGAGGAUGAAUCCUGGUCUAUCAUGGAUAUGUAGCAAGGAGCGUGCAGUCUUGCAGUGUGCAGUUCUCAUCCUCCUAGCAAAGAAUUGCUCGGCUGGAACUGAUUCCGGUGAAUACACUGAUGAUAUAGGACGAGGGAAAUUUUUCCCAUUGGCUGCAGCUGCUUACUCUGCUACACCUCAAGACUGUAUCAGUAAUAAAUUCAGAAACGCAUCCUUAGUGGAUCGUUUCGUCGGUAUCUGUGAUCCUGAUCCAUACGAUUCGUGCGCUGGUUUCAUUGCUCUACUUCAUGAUGAUAAUGCGAUUGUUAUCAGUUUCAGAGGGACAAACAGAUUUGUGCAGUUGCUCGAGGAAACACGUCUAAGUGCCUUUCACAGAAAGAUGUCAUGGGUUGCUGGCGGAUAUGUAUCCGCUUACUUCCACGAAGCUUUCCUUGCCGUUUGGAAUGGAGGAAUUGGGGAAAGCCUUGCAAAAUUGCAGCAAAUUUAUCCGACAUAUCAAAUAUGGGUUACUGGACAUUCAUUGGGAGCAUCGAUGGCAUCGUUAGCGGCAUCGUACAUAGUCACUAGUGGAAGUAUAAACGGUGAUAGAGUGAGACUAAUAACAUAUGGUCAACCAAGGACAGGCGAUUUUACCUUUGCCACUGUUCAUAACAACCAAAUCCCUUAUUCGUUUCGUGUGGUACAUUGGCGCGAUAUUGUUCCACAUAUUCUCAUGAAGGAUUUCGAAGGUUAUUGGCAUCAUAAGAGCGAGGUAUUCUACCAAUACGGUAUGGGAAAAGGUUCAAAUUUUACCGUAUGUGAUGCUGAUGAGAGCUCCGAGUGCAGCGAUCGUUUCUACCUCGCUCUGUCAAUUUACGACCACCUGCACUACUUUGAUGUAGACGUGAGCCAGUAUGGAUCUAAUGGUUGCAUCGAGGCUGAAAUAACUCUUACACUGUCAACUUCUGGAACGACCAUUCACCCCUGA
This is a messenger RNA of Necator americanus (New World hookworm), 1323 nucleotides long. RefSeq lists its product as uncharacterized. Gene Ontology annotation, biological process: lipid metabolic process. The record is from RefSeq and is a predicted model, not a curated record. The transcript is spliced from 12 exons. Bases 1 to 1323 code for a protein of 440 amino acids. NCBI's taxonomy places the organism in Eukaryota, Metazoa, Nematoda, Chromadorea, Rhabditida, Ancylostomatidae.